Lactuca saligna is the source of this 2428-nucleotide messenger RNA. The record is from the annotation of a GenBank genome assembly. Lineage: Eukaryota; Viridiplantae; Streptophyta; Magnoliopsida; Asterales; Asteraceae.
GAUUUUUCUAUCCCAUAUUGCAAAAUAGAAAAGGCUCGUAGGUAAAUCUUAAAAAAUCAUUGGAUUUUUGUUUAAUAUAGAAAAUAAAAAAGCUGGAUGAUUGUGGAUUCUAUUUUGGAGUAAAAUUUAGCGAAACAAUAUUUAGGUUGAUCACAUUCAUCCGAUAACAAAAAGAGACCAAAUGCUCGAUGUCUUUGUGACAAAUGAUGAUUGAAGUCUCAUUUCUUUCUAAAUCACACUAACGCGCUUAUAGACACGCGUUGGUGCGGCGCGUAUGACAUUCGCCGUCGUCCAACGACCAUGCCAGGCUCAGCGUCGACGACUCACCGCCCUGAGGGUUUAAUUGAGCGGCUUCGCUCCGCCGCUGCAGACGGCGGAGAAGCCAAAUUAAAGGUCCUCAGGGAACUUAAGAACCAGAUAAUUGGCAAUCGCACGAAGAAGCUCUCGUACAUCAAGCUAGGUGCCGUCCCCUCCGUCGUCUCGAUUCUCUCAUCCGCUUCCUCUUCAGUCGAUUGCCUCCUCAUCCAGUGUGCCGCAACCAUCGGCAGUUUUGCGUGCGGGGUGGAUGCCGGUGUUAAGGCCGUUCUAGAUGCCGGAGCUUUUCCUCACCUUAUAAAUCUCCUUUCGCAUUCGAACGAAAAGGUUGUAGAUGCAGGUGCUCGUGCCCUUAAAAUGAUAUACCAAUCAAAAGCUGCUCCUAAAUACGACUUCUUCCAACACAAAAACAUUGAAUUCCUCAUAUCUUUAUUAGACAAAAACAAUGAAAAUGUAACUGGACUUGGUGCAAGCAUCAUCACACAUUCAUGUGAAACAAACAAUGAGCAGAAAAUAUUAGCAGAUGCUGGAGUCUUAAAAAAACUCAUCAACCUUCUUCAAGGCACCACAUCUCAGAGAGAAUCCAGCCUGGAAUCAUUUGCCACAAUCAUCAAACAAAAUCCCGAAGUCAUUACUAAAUUUGUGGGACCCGAAAACAGCACAACAUUUGGUAGUUUACUAGAGUUAACAAAAGAUAGGUACCCAAGAACAAGAUUACUAGCAUGCAUAUGCUUGACUUUAAUCAAGAAUGCCACCUCAUCAUCAUCAUCAUAUCUUCAAUCAGUGGGAAUCAGAACCAAAUUGAUUCUGGUUUUACUUGAACUUGUUGAUGAUUUUGGUCAAGUGGGAGAUGAAGCUUUGUUUACAUUAUCUAGCUUCAUAGAACAUGAAGAGGAUCUACAAAAAUUAGCUUUUGAGGCGAAUACAGUUGACAAACUUUGUCACCAAAUGCAAAAAGAAUCAUUACAAGCCAAACGCCUUGAGGGAAUAUUUACAACUUUGGGUAAUCUUUGCUCGAAUCUUGAACCUUGCAGAUCUAUUGUUUUGCAAUCACCCAAGGCUUUGAUCAUCAUAACUGAUGCUUUAACUCAUACUACAAUAGAUGUUCGUGUUGCUGCUUGCAUCUGUUUGAAAAAUGUUUCCCGCUCAGUUAAGUAUUUGAGUGCAGGUCAUUUUAUGACAGACGCAGUUAUCAUGCCAGUGAUUCAGCUUCUAUAUGAUGCUUCUACUUCUGUCCAAGUUGCUGCACUAUGCACUCUUGUGGAGCUAUCAAAAUCCAUGGAUUCAACUGUUAGGCUCAAUGCUGUUUGGGCUUUGAGAAACUUGAUGUUUCUUGUGGACUCCAGGUGUAAAGAAGAAAUCUUUAUGGACCUCAAAUUAUUCCCAUUAACACGACUCAUCUCUGAUUCCAAUGCAUGUGUGCAAGAGCAAGCUUUAGGGCUUGUUUGCAAUCUUGUGAAUGGACCUGUAGACUCUAUUAUGUAUCUAUUCACUGAAGGUCUUUUGCUAAACACUGUUGGGAGAGAAUUAAGAAGAGCUUCAAAACCUCAAGUUUUGGUUCAGGCAAUGUAUGUUAUGUGUAAUGUGGCAUCUGGGAAAGAGUUUGAGAAGGAAGCAGUGAUGCAGCAACUUGUGAAUGAAGAUGAUAAUAAUCAGUCAAUAAUUGUGACUUUAUUGCAAAGUGACGUGGCAAGUUUGAGAACAGCUGUUGUAUGGACUGUAGUAAAUCUUACUAUUCCAACUGGGGCAGGUGCAUUAGCAAGAGUUGUCAAAUUAAGAAAUGCUGGUGUUGUUUCACAGUUAAAGAACAUGGUUAAUGAUCCAUGCUUGGAUGUCAAGCUUCGUGUAAGAACAGCACUUGGGCAAUCAAUGACUUUUGGGGAUUUUUCUACGUGAAGUGAAUGUUGAUGUUUUGAGUUUUACUCAAGUAUUGGCGGGAAAUUGUUUUUGUAAUUUGUAUGUUGAUUUGUGGUUGAUAUUGUUGUAAUUUGUAAUAAUUGAAAUGUGGGUUGUUUUUAGCUUAUUAUUUUUGUUAAAUAUCAUUAUUUAUAAACUAAGUAUUACAUUCUUGUAGUAAUCUUCUUUAGAUAUUUAAUUAUAAAUGUUUAAAGUU